UCAUUAAUGACAUUGACAUCUAACAUCAACAUUUUUAUUGUGUGAUAAAAAAUCACUAUUUUAUUGAUUUAAAACUGUAUAUGCUAUCAAUUAUUGUGAGGCUAUAUAAAUACCUUAUUAAUAUCACAGUUAGGAUACAACCGAUACAAUGUCCACCCCACCUCGAGAGACCAUACAAAAACAAAUUCAGCAAGACUGGGCGAACAGGGAAUAUAUCGAAGUUAUCACAGGAAGUAUUAAAAAGAUUACAGAUUUCCUUAAUUCCUUCGACAUGUCUUGUCGGUCACGGCUUGCGACGUUAAAUGAAAAAUUGACUUCACUAGAAAGAAAAAUAGACUACUUGGAAGCUUGUGUAACUAAAGGAGAAACUUUAACUUAAAUGAGUUAUAUCAAAAAUGGAAAUUAGCAUUUAAUUAUUGUUUAACAUAUAAGUACUGAAUGAUUACAAUAAGAUAUAUUACUUAUAACUAAAUGUCAUAAAUUGAUUUUUUAAUUAACAUUUAUGCCAAUAUUUCCAAUAAUGUUUAGAAUUUUAAAAGGGUUAAUUAUGAUAUAGUUUGUUUAAACCAGGGAUUCCCCUAGUGGCUGAUGUCAACCCCAAGGGGUCGAUAUUGAUUUUCUAGGGGUUGAAAUAAACGAAAACUGAUUUUGGGGGUUGACAAGGUCUAAAAAUUGACCCAUAUUAAUAACAGUCUGCUAACUUAAAGCAUUGCUAAUUCUCGCUCUGUCUUCUUCUAUUCACUUAAGUCAGAAUGUUAAAUAACACUGUAGCAGCUGUUUUAAGUUAGCGGACCAUUAUGAAUAAGAGGGUUGAUCUUAAAAGUAGGUAAUUUGGCCUUGGAGGUCUGAGGUAACAGUUCAUUUUCGAAAAGGGGUCACUCAUCCAAAAUAGUUUGGGGAUCCAAGGUUUAAACAAUCACAAUCAAUGCUACAGCAAUUUAAAUGUUAACUUGAUUAAGUUGAAUUACUGGCACUGAAUGUGUUAAUUAUCUGAUUGUAUUCAUUUCUUGAUAUACUGUUAAUUUAAUAAUAAUUUGUAAAUAUUUACUUUAUUCCAAUAGUAAUAUUUUAGAAUUUAAAUGUUUCAAUAAAUUUCAAUGAAAAGUAAUUGAUACCUUUAUGUUAUCCUUAACUAAUAUAGAAAACAGCUAAAACCCUCACAUACAUUUGUCUGGUAUCCAUACUGACUAGUUUCGAUCCUAUUGAAAGCUCUUCAUCAGGGUGAGUGGGACUGGUAUUAUUUCGCGGAUGCGGCCCGUCGCUCACUGUUAUGUUAUCCAUUUAGCUUAUGAACUGACUAUGGCUGGUUUAAGAGACAAGGUGACUGUUAGAGAUGACAGCCAAAAUAUACAUAGCUAAAAGCAUGGAUGCUUCUAA
Papilio machaon (common yellow swallowtail) is the source of this 1377-nucleotide messenger RNA. RefSeq names its product probable protein BRICK1-B (gene HSPC300). Gene Ontology annotation, cellular component: SCAR complex. Gene Ontology annotation, molecular function: protein-containing complex binding. The transcript is spliced from 3 exons. NCBI's taxonomy places the organism in Eukaryota, Metazoa, Arthropoda, Insecta, Lepidoptera, Papilionidae. Bases 149 to 379 code for a protein of 76 amino acids. The record is from RefSeq and is a predicted model, not a curated record. Gene Ontology annotation, biological process: actin filament organization; regulation of actin polymerization or depolymerization; cell motility.